Molecule: messenger RNA, 5913 nt
Organism: Spizellomyces punctatus DAOM BR117
Lineage: Eukaryota; Fungi; Chytridiomycota; Chytridiomycetes; Spizellomycetales; Spizellomycetaceae
Exons: 4
Coding region: 283-5730 (1815 amino acids)
Cellular component (GO): cell periphery; cell septum; myosin complex
Molecular function (GO): cytoskeletal motor activity; chitin synthase activity; ATP binding
Source: RefSeq, a predicted model, not a curated record
AGUAGCAAGUUUGGGGGCGUCAAGGGAUCGAAAGUUCAAUUUUUAAAGAAUUUCAAAACUCUUAAGUCCCAGCCCUGUUUGCCCAUCUCGCUGCGCCCCCAUUUCCCCCCAUUGCUUUCUUCCAUUUGCUGGGCUAUAUUAUCUUUUACUUGCCAGCAUUCCCCCCAUCUUUCUCCCUUUGCUUUUACGUUUACGGUUAUGCUUUUAUUAUAGAGGAUAUUCUUUUAUUUUUACAUAGAACAGCGUUUUUAAACAGGCUCUUGCAGUCUCCUCUAAUUCACAAUGGGUCGCAGCAAGAAGGUCUUGGCGCCCGGCGACUCUAAAGAAGACUUGAUUCUUCUUCCCAAUCUAACAGACGACGUUGUUUUCGCCAACCUCAAAGACCGCUACUCCCGAAACCAAAUCUUCACACGCAUAGGUGCCAGUGCACUUGUAGUCGUCAACCCCGUAAAGACUCUCGAAUCCUUUUCCGACGGAACAUCCUCACAAUAUGCCGCAUGGGCAAAGGACACAUCCGAGGAGAAGGUGCCGCUCCCCGCGCACAUCUUUGACUUGGCCUCUUCCGUGUUCUACCACAUGCUACGCAACCAGCAAGAUCAAUCCGUAGUCUUUUGCGGAGAGAGCGGUAGUGGCAAAACCGAAGCUCGGAAACUUUUGGUCAGGCAGUUGAUUGCACUCAGCAGAAAUGCAAAAAAGAAGUCAAAGGUGCACUCGGGAGUAAUGAAAACGGAAACGGUUUUGGAUGCGUUUGGAACGGCACGCACACUGACGAACCCAAACUCCUCUCGAUUCGGUCGAUACACCGAGUAUCAGUAUGACGAGCGCGGAAAAAUGGUUGGUGCAAAGAUGCUGGACUACCUGUUGGAAAAGAGCCGAGUAUCCCACACUCCAGCCGAGGAACGGAAUUUUCAUAUCUUUUACUACCUCCUGGCGGGUGCCACACCAGAAGAGAAGAUACAAUGGCGCUUGCAGGAUGCUGGACAUUUCUCUUACUUGCAGACACCGAGGCACGCUCGUCUGACUACGGAAGACCAAAUCAAAUUUGGAGAACUUCGAGAUCACCUUAAAUCCUUGGGCGUAGGAAGAAGAUUACAAGCACAGAUCUAUCAAUUGAUGGCUGCUACACUUCAUCUGGGAAACGUUACAUUCCAGGAUGAUCCGGAAAAACCUCAGGAGGCAUGUACGGUGAAGAACCAAGAGGCGUUGGAAAUCGCCGCUGAGCUUCUUGGUGUGGCUGCACGGAAUCUGGAGGCCGCGCUUACCUUGCGGACAAAGCUUGUAUACAGGGACGUUGUCACAGUCUUCUUGAAUGCCGAGGACGCCGCAUCUCAGCGUGAUUCCUUGGCCAAGACCUUGUAUUCUCUGGUGUUCAGCUGGUUAGUAGAACACAUCAACAGUAGGCUAUGCAAAGAAGAUUGCGCCACAUUUGUAGGCGUGGUGGAUUUGACUGGAUUUGAGGACUCUAAAUCAAACGGGUUCGAACAAUUACUGGGCAAUUUUGCCAACGAGCGUCUCCAACAGUUUGUCAACCAUCGCAUCGUAGAGGCUCAUGAAGAAUAUGUCCGUGAAGGCAUCCGCUCAGCCUCGGUUCCCCAAAACGACAAUACCCCUAUUGUAGACGUUAUCGCGGGUAGCGGCGGCGUUUUUUCAGUGAUCGAUGCAGCAUCUGUGGAAGGAAACCAGAAACAGCCAGAUGUGCCUUGUCUUCAACGACUAACCGAGAAACUUGGCCAGAACCAGUUCUUUGUGCAAGGGAACUCCAGCACGUCGUUUGGGAUUAAGCAUCAUUCUCGCACUGUCGAAUAUGAUACCACCAACUUUCUCGAUAAGAACAAGGAUGUGCUAUGCCCGGACUUUGUGUCGAUCUUCCGAGGUAAUGGCAAGGACAUCCCUUCGUCUGCGAAUGGCUUCAUUCGAGAUCUUUUCUCGGAAAAGGUUGUUUCGACCGAGAACGGUGGACGCGAUUCUGGAAUGGUCACUGGAGCGCAGGGGCCAAAGAAGCCCCUUCGCCAACCUUCUUUGAAGAGGAAGGGUGGCCGUUUCGGGUACGAAAAGACCGCUCCUCCCACAGUUGCAUACAACUUCAAAGCAGCGAUUGAUGAGAUGAUCGACACCCUAUCGGAGACAAUUCCUUGGUUCGUCAUGUGCAUCAAACCAAACGAAGACCUAUCUAGUGAUAAAUUGGAGUCGAAGCGGGUCAAGCAGCAGCUUCGUGCCUUGGGAAUCACACGGAUCGCUCAAGCUCGUGCUGCCGCUGACUACACGGCAAGCUAUGGUAUUGACGAAUUUCUGUCUCGCUACCGAGUGAUCAUCGAUCCCAUGCGGUUGGAUGAGUCUGCAGGUCCCAGCGGCAAGUGCGAGGAUUUUGUAUUGCAGAGCAAUUGGACAAGUAGGGAAAUGGCCAUUGGUCGUAACAAAGUGUUCCUUUCCGAAUCGUCGUGGAUCUCCUUGGAAGAUGAAUUGAGAACCAUUGAGGAUCAGUUGCGCGCGGAGAGAAAGGCUCGAGGGAGGAGUAGAGCACGCGAUGGCUCGCAAGAGAGGUCUCGCGGGACUAGUGUUGGUUCAUCUAGCUUCCUUGACGAUACCGCAUCCCAGUAUAGCACUGAUAUGGAGUACGGGGAUGAGGGCUCUUACUACGACGAUACAGAGUCUCAGUAUAAUUCAGAGUUUGAGUAUGAACCAUCCGCUCAUCGAUUGUCCCAAGUCAGUAUCAGAGCAGGAUCCAUGGACAAGAAGCUAGCCGACAGGGACUUGAAUGAACUGAAUGUCAUCUCCACGAAGAAAGAUGCUUCAGAGGAAACCUUAAUCGAGGAAAAUGAAACAUCGCCCGCUCGAAAAAAAUGGGUCUGCUUCACCUGGUUCCUCACUUGGUGGAUCUUUCCCCCCUGUUUGUCCUUCUGCGGUGGAAUGAAGCGGAAGGAUAUUCAAAUGGCAUGGCGUGAGAAGGUUGCUCUCUGUAUCAUUAUAUUCUUCCUCUGCUGCGGACUUUUGUUCUUCAUUAUCGGUCUCGGUCGACUGAUUUGCCCCAGAAUCAACGUGCUCAGUACCGAAGAGUUGGCAGGACGAACGAAUCCCGAUGACCCUUGGGUGUAUGCCUACGGUCGUGCAUACGCCAUCAAGCCCCUUAUACAAACCCACCAGAAUCUCAACAUCCAAGAUUAUCGUCUUGCGGAGUUUUACGGACAAGACGUGGCCUUCAUGUUCAACAAGACGAACAAUUUUGCAGCUUACUGUCCUGGAGUACCUGCGCCGACCAUGGGAUGGGACAACUUGGCGAAUCGUCGUCCACUUGCUUUUGACAUGCACAUGCACGACUUAAUUCAAACUAUCGAUGGACAAAAAUUUCCCAGACCUUACUUUGAAUACAUGAACCAGUUUGCUAAGAGCCGGGUUGCAUGGACCAUGGAUUUCAUUGAGGCGAAUGCGAAGCCCACAAAACGGUUGAUUGUCAUCAAUGACAAUGUUUACGACGUGACAGCAUAUUUCAAUUCGCCCUUCUUCAACGACCUGAACAUUGACAGGAUUUUUGGUGGUUUCAUUGGCAAGGACGCUACAGAAGAGUGGAACAAAGUCAUUCGAAACAGGGACCCCGGUCUCUCGAGGACGUAUCUAACAUGCAUGAACAAUAUGUUUUAUCAGGGUGUCGUCGAUCACCGAAACGAUGUCAAAUGUCAAUUCUCAAACUACGUCUUGCUCGCUAGUACCAUCGUCUUGGUUGCGGUGAUCGGAUUCAAGUUCUUGGCUGCUCUUCAGUUUACGUCCGCAAAGGAACCCGAAGAGCAUGACAAGUUUGUCAUCUGCCAAGUGCCUUGCUAUACGGAAGGUGCCGAGUCUCUGCAAAAGACUCUAGAAUCCCUUGCUGUUCUGCGAUAUGAUGACAAACGAAAGCUCUUGUUCGUCAUCUGUGAUGGUAUGAUUAUUGGUAGUGGAAACGACCGACCAACGCCUCGAAUCGUCCUCGAUAUCCUGGGUGUUGAUCCCAAUCACGAUCCUGAACCUUUCAGCUUCCAGUCUUUGGGCGUUGGCGAUAAGCAGCACAACAUGGGCAAGGUCUAUUCUGGUCUGUACGAAGUGCAAGGGCAUUCCGUUCCCUAUAUUGUGGUCGUCAAAGUCGGAAAGGCCAGUGAACGCUCUCGCCCUGGUAACCGUGGUAAACGUGACUCGCAGAUGAUUUUGAUGCGCUUCUUGUCCCGUGUUCACUUCAACUCUGAGAUGAAUCCUCUCGAACUUGAGUUGUACCACCACAUGAAGAACAUCAUCGGUGUCAAUCCUUCCUUCUACGAAUACAUUCUUAUGGUCGAUGCUGAUACGGAAGUGUCCCGAGACUCGCUGAACCGUAUGAUUUCCUCGAUGAUCCACGACUCGAAAAUCAUGGGACUCUGUGGAGAAACGCUCCUCGCCAACGAAAAAGUAUCUUGGACGUCGAUGAUUCAGGUGUACGAGUACUUUAUUUCCCAUCACUUGGCAAAGGCCUUUGAGUCUCUCUUUGGCUCCGUCACUUGUCUCCCGGGAUGUUUCUGUAUGUACCGAGUCCGGACCCCGACCAAGAAUGUCCCUCUCCUUAUUGCGCCUAGCGUGAUCAAUGACUAUUCCGAGAACCGCGUUGACACCCUUCACAUGAAGAACUUGCUCCAUCUUGGUGAAGAUCGGUACUUGACCACGUUGAUGAUGAAGCACUUCCCACACUUGAAGACCAGUUUUACCAACGACGCGCAGUGUCGCACCAACGCCCCUGACCAAUGGUCUGUCCUGCUCUCGCAACGUCGUAGAUGGAUCAACUCCACGGUGCACAACCUGUUGGAAUUGAUGUUCUUGCCUCAGCUCUGCGGUUUCUGCUGUUUCUCAAUGCGUUUCGUUGUCAUCCUGGAUCUGUUCUCAACGCUCGUGCAACCGGUUAUGAUGCUGUACAUUAUAUACUUGAUUUACUCUGCGGUGUCGGCAACUGAGAUUUUCCCCAAAAUGUCGAUUAUUCUAUUGGGUGCUAUAUACGGUUUGCAAGUCAUUAUCUUCAUUCUGAAGCGGCAGUGGGCGCAGAUUGGAUGGAUGAUUGUGUAUAUUCUUGCGAUGCCUGUCUUCAGUUUCUAUAUUCCCCUGUAUUCAUUCUGGCACUUUGAUGAUUUCUCCUGGGGUAACACCCGUGUAGUUAUUGGCGAAAAGGGCAAAAAGAUGGUGUAUUCUGCCGAUGUUGCACCGUUCGAUCCGAAAUCCAUCCCGCAGAAAAAGUGGUCGGAGUAUGAAGCUGAGGUUUGGGAAAAGGGGUCCGAAGGUUCACGAGACUCUCGUGCAUCGGACUUUAGCGGCCGACCACCAGUAGCGGGAUCUGUCUACGGUGGAGCGUCAGCUUAUGGUCCAGCACCGUCGGCAUAUGGUGGAUCAGCAUACGGUGGCCCGACACCUUCCGUAUACUCUGGUUAUGGCGUACCUGGAGCAGCGGGCUCGGUGUAUGGCGGGUCUGCAUACGGCGCCGCCGCGCCCGCUCUGCCACCGUAUCAAUCGCAAAAGCGGUUGUCCCAUAUUUCUGUGGGAAGCAUGGGCAUGUUUGCUGGUGGACUCCCUUCGGACGAUGACAUUCUCCGCGAAGUCCGACGCAUCCUAUCCACCGCCAACCUGAUGACUGUUACCAAGAAGCAAGUGCGUGACGAGCUGUCUUCGGUAUUUGGUGUAGAUUUGACUGCAAAGAAGACGAUUAUCAACGGAUUUAUUGAGGAUAUACUUCAAGGAAGGUUGUGAUUAUGGAAUCCUUAUGAGAGUUAAUAUGUAGUCUUUAUUGUUUAAUUCGAGAAAACUGUAUUUUGGAAUGGUGAAGGGAGGUAGUAAUGUACAAAUGAAUACAGUACAGUAUGUGUAUUAUUGAACUAUAACGGGAUCAACUCACUGUAUUUACGCCUUCAAUCCUGGAACAUCAAGUCUCAA